UAGUCUUAAAGAAGGAACUCUUAAUUGGGAAAUGGUGCAAUUCAAGUCACAAUUUCCGCGUGAAGUUUUAUUAUGCAGAGUUGGGGAUUUCUAUGAGGCAAUUGGCAUUGAUGCCUGCAUUCUUGUGGAAUAUGCUGGACUAAAUCCUUUUGGUGGUCUGCGUUCAGACAGCAUUCCAAAAGCUGGUUGUCCUGUUGUGAAUUUACAGCAGACAUUGGGUGAUCUGACACGUAAUGGCUUCUCUGUUUGCAUAGUGGAGGAAGUUCAGGGUCCUACUCAAGCUCGGACUCGUAAAAGUCGUUUUAUAUCUGGACAUGCACAUCCGGGUAGUCCUUAUGUCUUUGGACUUGUUGGAGAUGAUCAUGACCUGGACUUUCCAGAACCAAUGCCUGUAGUUGGUAUAUCUAGUUCGGCCAAGGGAUAUUGCAUGAUUUCGGUGCUGGAGACUAUGAAGACUUAUUCUGCAGAAGAUGGUCUAACAGAAGAAGCUUUAGUUACUAAGAUCCGUACUUGUCAAUGCCAUCAUUUGUUCCUGCAUUCGUCAUUAAAGAACGAUUCUUCAGGAACUUGUCGCUGGGGAGAGUUUGGCGAAGGUGGGCUGUUAUGGGGAGAAUGCAAUUCAAGACAAUUCGAAUGGUUCGAAGGCAAUCCAGUGAACGAACUUUUGUUUAAGGUGAAAGAGCUUUAUGGCCUUGAGGAUGAUGUUACAUUCCGAAAUGUCACUGUUACUUCAGAAGAUAGGCCCCGCCCUUUACACCUUGGGACAGCCACACAAAUUGGUGCUCUACCAACUGAAGGAAUACCAUGUCUGCUCAAAGUACUGCUUCCAUCAAAUUGUACUGGUCUACCUGUUCUGUAUGUUAGAGAUCUUCUGCUGAAUCCUCCUGCAUAUGAGAUUGCAUCAACAAUUCAAGUGCUUAAAAAGAAUUUUUGUCUGGCUGCAGAAGCAUGCAAACUUAUGAGCAAUAUAACAUGCACCAUUCCUGAAUUUACCUGUGUUCCUUCAACCAAGCUUGUGAAGUUGCUUGAGUUGAGGGAGGUCAAUCAUAUUGAGUUUUGCAAAAUUAAAAACUUGCUUGACGACAUACUGCAAAUGUACAGAAGUCCAGAGCUCAAUGCAAUCCUGAAGUUAUUAAUGGAUCCUACUUGGGUGGCAACUGGGUUGAAAGCUGAAUUGGAGACAUUAGUGAAUGAAUGUGAGUCUGUAUCUUGUAGAAUUGGUGAGAUAAUCUCUUUAGAAGGUGAAAAAGAUCAGAAGAUGAGCUCCUAUACUGCAAUACCAAACGAGUUUUUUGAAGAUAUGGAGUCAUCAUGGAAAGGUCGCAUCAAGAGGAUUCAUUUAGAGGAAGAAUUUGCUGAAGUCGAUGAAGCUGCAGAGGCCUUAUCUAUAGCUGUCAAAGAAGAUUUCCUUCCUAUACUCUCAAGAAUCAAAGCCACAACAGCUCCACUUGGAGGGCCCAAGGGAGAGAUAUUAUAUGCUCGUGAGCAUGAAGCUGUAUGGUUCAAGGGAAAACGUUUUACACCUUCUGUUUGGGCUGGUACGCCUGGAGAAGAACAAAUUAAACGACUCAAAUCUGCUCUAGAUUCAAAAGGUAAAAAAGUUGGAGAAGAAUGGUACACCACAUUGAAGGUGGAGGAAGCACUAGCAAGGUAUCAUGAGGCUGGUGAGAAGGCAAAAUCAAAGGUCUUGGAAUUGUUAAGGGAACUUUCUACGGAGCUACAAACGAAAAUCAAUAUCCUAGUUUUUGCAUCCAUGUUGCUUGUCAUUGCGAAGGCAUUAUUUGGCCACGUGAGUGAAGGGAGGAGAAGAAAAUGGGUUUUCCCAACUCUCAAUCGAUGUCACAGAGUUCAGGAUGAAGAUGCUGAUGGGAUGAAGAUAACGGGGCUAUCUCCUUACUGGUUUGAUGCAGCACACGUUAGUGCAAUACGAAACACAGUUGAUAUGAAAUCACUGUUUCUCUUGACGGGGCCAAAUGGGGGUGGGAAAUCAAGCUUGCUGCGAUCAAUUUGUGCUGCUGCAUUACUUGGAAUAUGCGGAUUCAUGGUGCCUGCAGAAUCAGCUAUUAUUCCUCAUUUUGACUCCAUUAUGUUGCACAUGAAAUCUUAUGAUAGCCCUGCUGAUGGAAAGAGUUCAUUUCAGAUUGAAAUGUCAGAGAUUCGCUCUAUUAUCAUGGGAGCCACUUCAAAAAGUCUUGUGCUUAUAGAUGAAAUUUGCAGAGGGACAGAAACGGCAAAAGGGACAUGUAUUGCUGGCAGUGUAAUAGAAACGCUCGAUGCAACGGGUUGCCUGGGUAUUGUGUCAACACACUUGCAUGGGAUUUUUGAUUUGCCAUUGCGAACUAAGCAUGCUGUUUAUAAAGCUAUGGGAUCAGAAUGUAUUGAUGGUCAAACAAUACCAACAUGGAAAUUGAUUGAUGGGAUCUGCAAAGAGAGCCUAGCAUUUGAAACAGCUCAGAGAGAAGGGAUUCCUAAACCAUUAAUUCAAAGAGCUGAGGAAUUGUAUCGUUCUGUUUAUGCUAAAGAUCCAUUAAGAACAUAUCAGCCAAAAACAAAGCACUUUACUGCUUCUACAGAUGUUCAUGUAUCUGAUAAAGCUAGUAGAAGACAAAGUGAUGAUGCAGAAAAAGAUGUGCGUCCCCUGACUGAGUCACUGAACCCAGUGGAAAAAUUGCGCAUAGAAGUGGAGAAUGCUGUAAUUAGCAUCUGUCAGAAACGGCUAACUGAGCUUUACCAAAAGAAGAAUGCAUUAGAGCUUCCAGCAAUGAAAUGUGUUCUAGUUGCUGCCCGGGAACAACCGCCUCCAUCGACUAUUGGCAAUUCAACUGUGUAUGUGAUUCUUAGACCUGACAAAAAUCUCUAUGUUGGCGAGACUGAUGAUCUAGAGGGUCGAAUCCAUGCACACCGCUUAAAAGAGGGAAUGCAGAAUGCCUCAUUCCUCUAUUUCUUGGUACCUGGGAAGAGCAUCGCUUGCCAAUUAGAAACUCUUCUGAUCAACCAGCUUCCUGGUAAAGGCUUCCACUUGAUCAAUGUAGCCGAUGGAAAGCAUCGUAAUUUUGGCACUUCUGACCUCUUAUUAGAAAACGUGUCAUUGGUUAGAUAACUCUAUGAUCACUAUCUACAAUCUUUUGAAAGAUGCAAUGUAAUGUAUAGGGAAAAUGAAAAGUUAAUGUGAACCUUGUAGUGGAAUAUGAUUGCAUACAGCCUACAAGUUAAUGUGAGCCUUGUCACUGAUGGUUCAAGUUGCUCCACUGAUGCAUGAUUAUCUUUCCAUGGUAUUCAGUGAAUGUUAAGCUGUUCUUGGCUAGUUUUGGCAAACUUCUGUUCA
Olea europaea var. sylvestris is the source of this 3325-nucleotide messenger RNA. RefSeq names its product DNA mismatch repair protein MSH1, mitochondrial. Gene Ontology annotation, biological process: mismatch repair. Bases 32 to 3100 code for a protein of 1022 amino acids. Gene Ontology annotation, molecular function: ATP-dependent DNA damage sensor activity; mismatched DNA binding; ATP binding. Lineage: Eukaryota; Viridiplantae; Streptophyta; Magnoliopsida; Lamiales; Oleaceae. The transcript is spliced from 19 exons. Gene Ontology annotation, cellular component: nucleus. The record is from RefSeq and is a predicted model, not a curated record.